UGUUGUUGAGCUGGUUGUUAUGGCUGGACAAGGCCUCGGACUCAAUUGAAAGAGGACCCCGCAUCACCCCGUCUCCGCUACGGGACACCCGCCAGCCAUGGAGGGCACGGACAUGGACGUGGACGCGGAGCUCAUGCAGAAGUUUAGCUGCAUGGGCACCACGGACAAGGACGUCCUCAUUUCGGAGUUUCAGAGGCUCCUGGGCUUCCAGCUUAACCCAGCCGGCUGCGCCUUCUUCCUCGACAUGACCAAUUGGAACCUGCAAGCUGCUAUUGGUGCAUAUUAUGACUUUGAAAGCCCCAGUGUCAACACGCCAUCCAUGUCCUUUGUUGAAGAUGUGACAAUUGGGGAAGGAGAGUCAAUCCCUCCAGAUACAGCGUUUACAAAGACCUGGAGGAUACAGAACACAGGUGCAGAGUCGUGGCCACCGGGGGUUUGUCUCAAGUACAUCGGUGGAGAUCAGUUUGGGCAUGUGAACACAGUUAUGGUGAAGUCUCUAGACCCACAGGAAAUAUCAGAUGUGAGUGUGCAGAUGCGAAGUCCCACAAAUCCAGGCAUGUACCAGGGCCAGUGGAGGAUGUGUACGGCCACUGGAUUAUUUUAUGGAGAUGUAAUCUGGGUGAUUCUUAGUGUAGAAGUUGGAGGUCUCCUCGGCGUGACUCAGCAGCUUUCCUCCUUCGAGACAGAAUUCAAUACGCAACCCCAGCGCAAUGUGCAGGGAGACUUCAACCCCUUUGCCUCGCCACAGAAGAACAAACACGAUGCCACUGAUGACAGCUUCAGAGAUCCUGGUGGAGCCUGGGAACAGACACAAGAGCCAAUCCAGCAAGAUCAGAAUGGACUGUCUCAUAAUGCUGUAAAUAGAGUGUCAAAUGGUCUCCAAACCAAUCUUUCCAUGGUGACUUAUGGCCAGGGUAUUCAUGGUCCAUAUCCAUUUGGAAAGAGCUAGAAUGACAAAGACCCCCUCCCUCCCUCUCCUAUGGUGAAUAAUGAGCUUGACAACUUGGGAGUCUUUAAAUGCAGAGGAAUUGGAGGGGGAAGAACAGUUGUUUUUUUUUUAUUGACUCAUGACAACUCUUUUCCCCAAAUUCAAGGACCCUUUCCAUUGAAACACAAAUGACAGAUAGGAGAUGAAUCACAUCUGCUACGGUGAAACAUCCCAUCUGACAUCAACACCUGGAUUCGCAUGUGUGAAUGCUUCAUUUAGGAGUGCUGUAAAUCUGCAAAGACAGAUACACAUGACUUUUUUUAUUUCCACUGUAAGACAUAAGACAUGCCUAAUUAAAGAGGAAAUCACCCUAAACAAUCUGCAUACAGUUUGGUAUUCUCUUGGGCAGCUGAACACUUUCUCUUUUUGGGGUUCCUACACAGGUCUGGAAUAGUGUGAAAAUGGCUGUAGCUCCAAAAAUAUAGCAUUAUGGAUCAGUUUUAGGUCUUCAUAAAUGUUUAACAGAAGAUUGACAAGUUGAAAUAAAAUGCAUGUGAACUGUUUUCACCACACCAAAUUAUCUUUUAUUACACAUGUUUGGAAGUCUUUUAGAUGACAGCCUUACGUCACUGCAACUGGUCUGACUUGUUCUAGGAUAAUUUCUACUUUUUAUGGCUUGUCCAGUCAUGACAGAAGAUAAUUGAAGUUGCCAGAGUCAUCUCUGCCUUUAGAUCAUAUUCACUUACUACCUGAAUAGAUAUUGAUUGUAAAGAUUCUCACCUUCUUUUUAGAUUUCCAUUCAUUGGACAACUUACUAAAGGGGCAGUUAGAGACACUCUCUGCCAGAGCCCUAUUUGCUUAUUUAAAUGAAAGUAAUCUAGAUUUGUUUAUAGGGUCUUUAUUUGAUGAUGAUGUCCUGUAUGUGAAAUUUAUUUUUGUCUACAAAUAUUGGUCUGCCCAGCCCCAAAUGGAACAUGCACCAUGUGGCCAUGAAAAGUCCAAAAUAGGGCUGUUUAUACACUAAAAUAUUCUGCUGUGAUCUUAAGUCUGAUUUUGGCUUCAGAAAAAUUUUCUGUUUUUGUUUUAAUUUGUCAAGAGUUUCAGGUCCUGCAGUAACUAAUUUCAGCCUUAUCAUUCUACAAGUUUUAUUUUCUUCAUUGGGUCUCUUUAUUUUUGGCUGAGAUGAGUUGACCAUUAAAUAUUUUGUUUAAAGUCUAAAGUUGAUUUAGUAUAAUACUUAAAGGCUUGAAAUGGCAGCUUUGGACCCCAUGCCCAAUUCUUCCACUUGGCCUUACUCUUCUGUUUUGCAGGGAAAUGGUGACCCCCUUUCUUCUAAGGAUCAAUGAGUAAGGAUCAUGUGGUCAUUCAGCUUUAUUGUUGGGUCUUGUGCUUUAUUGGCCUAUUUGCUUUGGCAUUAUCAGUUUUAAAUUCAAUACAUGCUCAAAGAUUAAAAAAAAAAAAAAUCAUACCUCAGAUUAUCUUUUUGAGGGGUGCGGCACAUUAAUGAGCGAUAAAUAACCUAAAAGUUCAAGUUGCAUUGCUCUGAUUUUCCCACAAAGUGACAUUGCGCUAACCAUUCCUGUCCAAGAGUAUCAUAUCAGAAGAGAUCCUAAUGCUCAAGGUUUAUGUUCUAGAUGAAGUGGCAUCUUUGCAAAGAAAUUGGGAUAUUUAGUGUAGGAACCCCAUUUGUUUUCCAAAGAUAAUAUCCAGAGAACCAAGACACUACUCAGUGCUGCCCUGAAGCUGCAGUCUGCAAGAGCCUGAUUCAGACUGCAUGGGAAGAGAUGUGUUGUUUUUAGGGUGGAUUUUCGCUUUAACUAGAUGCUGAAGUGCAAAAAAGAUGUGAGUUUGAGUAAGUGAGGUGUGAAGAAGGGUUGAAAAAGCCAUCUAAAUCUAUUUUGCCUGGUGAGUGACUGUAGUUUGAGUCCAUGUCUACAGUAUGUGUUCUAAAUCUAAAUAUGUAUGCGUGUGUGUACCUAUUAAGUGUGCAUGUAUGUUACUGGUUUCUCUGAAUUAAACUGACAAAAUGGUGUAUACUACUUGGGUAAAAGGAUAACUUGACACAUACACAUUAUUACUGAAAGAGCUUUAAAAGGCGUGUACCUCAGAUUCUUUUUUUUCUUUUAGUGAUUCUGCAUUAUUUGGGUGAACUUAAUCAAUAAGGGCCCUGAUGUUAUUUAUUUGCUGUCUUUUUGUGCACUGAAUAUGUCCCAAAUACAGCCAGCAGGUGGUGCUAAAAAUCAGAUGACCAGCUCAGACGUGCUGAGUACCCUGUUUAAAAGAUAAGAUAACAUCAAAAGAUCAUCAGAGAAGGAGACUGCGGUUUACAUCAGCGUUAUUAGCACUGGUGUUCUGUUAACUUCUAUUUGCACUAUGCUGUCAACCACCUCUGAUGAGCAAAAGGAAGAGAUUUUUGGCUUUUUUGUGGAUUGUGACACCAGCAUUAAAAGAAAUAAAAAAGUAAGGUUGUUUGUCACAGUUUCAACUUUUAAACUUGGAUUUCAUUGUUAAACAUCAGUUUGACUGCUGCACCAAUGUGUGAUGUUAAAAUGAAGAUUAAUUUUACCCAUUGUUUGAUCAAAUGAAAAGGUUGUUUGCUGUUACACCUGUUUUAUUUUAGCCUUGCUAUGUUCAUUAUGUGAUUUUUAAUGUAUUCUUGAUGGAAAUUUUAUAUAUAUAUAUAU
Molecule: messenger RNA, 3612 nt
Organism: Melanotaenia boesemani (Boeseman's rainbowfish)
Lineage: Eukaryota; Metazoa; Chordata; Actinopteri; Atheriniformes; Melanotaeniidae
Gene: ilrun
Product: inflammation and lipid regulator with UBA-like and NBR1-like domains
Exons: 5
Coding region: 98-949 (283 amino acids)
Biological process (GO): macroautophagy
Cellular component (GO): phagophore assembly site
Molecular function (GO): ubiquitin binding
Source: RefSeq, a predicted model, not a curated record